Molecule: messenger RNA, 703 nt
Organism: Colias croceus (clouded yellow)
Lineage: Eukaryota; Metazoa; Arthropoda; Insecta; Lepidoptera; Pieridae
Gene: ND-B16.6
Product: NADH dehydrogenase [ubiquinone] 1 alpha subcomplex subunit 13
Exons: 3
Coding region: 70-531 (153 amino acids)
Source: RefSeq, a predicted model, not a curated record
UGUCAAUGGCCAUCACAACAAAUUUGACAGUUUACAGAUGAUUUUCUGUCGAAAUUAAAAAGCCAAAAAAUGGCUGAGGCUUGCCAAAUAGCUCGAAAACAGGACUUGCCUCCUCCAGGGGGAUAUAAGUCGAUUCCCUUUAAAAGAGUCCCGGCAAAAUCAUACUUUAGCGGCUUCACAUGGUUCGCUGGGUAUCUUGGUGUGACGGCAGUGUCUGCAUAUCUAUACUAUUUGAACUCCAAAAAGGUUGAUAAGAACAGAAUAGAGAUGCGUUCUGCUAAGAUGGCUAUUUACCCAAUGAUGUUGGCGGAAAGGGACCGCGAAUAUCUGAAACAAUUGCGCAGAAACCGCGACGCGGAGGCCGAGCUUAUGCGCGACGUUCCUGGAUGGGAGGUCGGCACCUACUACGGUGAGCGCAUCUACAAGCUAGUACCCCCCGAUGCACUGGUCGAACCUAUCUUCCAUGAAUACUACGCCCACACCGAACCGUCCGCGUGGUACAAGAGAGCCGAAAUGAACUUCUGGGCUUAAAUAUAAUAUGCCUGUUCUUCUGCUAUUGUGUAAAAAUCAACUGUGAAAGUUCGGAUAUAUAACUUUCGAAGUUAUAAAGAUUAAUGUUAUGAUAUAAUAAUGUUCGCUGUAAUAGUAAGAAGUUCAGGAAUAUUUAUUGUAGUUGCUUGAAUUAAAAGUUAUAUUAGGAAAA